AGUUUGUUUACAUUUCAGUUUUUUUUUGUUCGGUCCAUGCUUGUGUUUGAAACAGAAUGAUUAAUUUGCGUCGUAAAUAGAAUUGUAAAUUGUGUUUAUGAAAAUUUCAUGAAGCUUGUGCAAUUUCUGGAAUUAUAGUGCCGCAUCCCACACUUGCCGUACGCAGUUGUGUGAGGGCGAAGAUGGACUGUGACAGAUUGAACUUAUCGCAGGAAUGAAUACUGCAUGGAAGAAUAAAUCCCGCUGUAAUGUAACAAAUUUCUUGUUCUGUCAUCUUCGGCAUGUCAGAAAAUCCAACGUGGCCCAUGAAAAUCCAAACAACCAUACGAGAUCUGCGCGAUAUCAACAUGUGGGAAAGACAAGUUCACACGAUGAUGAAGUACCUUCCAGCCAGCACAUGUCUGCUUCAUUGGCUGAGAGUUUCCAGACUGCCAUGUCAGUGUGCGAACCUUAUAGCACCACCAUUAACGAGACCUCUGGAAAUCCUUUGAAAGAGAGAAAAAUCUUGCUCAAAAGGCCUGCGGUGCACGUGGCGGCGGAGAAAAAACAGCAGAAAGUGUCCCGUAGCAAGCUGAAGAAAGAGCCCAACGCGACGAAGGAGGAAGGUACCGACUCCCCACGUUUCAACGAGAUAAACAUCCAGAUGUUGUCCUCAGGGUUGUUCAAACAGCUGUUCGGCAACGUGAAGAGCGUCGGAGCUUCGGCAGACGAUGUCACGAGAUCCAGACGGGAACUGGAGAAGUACGGUCUUCUGAGCAACGAGCUGCCGGUCCUGAAAGACGUGGACCUCAAGCUGCCGCCGCUCCAAGGCGGGGACUUGGAGGAGCACUUCCGUGCCAUCGGGCAGGCGCAGGUGUCCCCGUACACGGAACUGCUGAGGCGGCUGGUGGAGAGUGUGCCGGCCCCGCCGGAGGAGUGGAGGCUGCAGGCAGGGUGGACGAGGUACUCCCGAAACGAGUCGCCGGAGCCCGUGCCCUUCCCCCGGGAGAGCGGGAUGGUGCUUGACGUGGAGGUGUGCAGGAGCGCCGGCGAGCUGCCCACGCUGGCGACGGCCGUCACAGCGGACGCGUGGUACGCGUGGGUCUCCCCAGCGGUCAUUGAGGGUGGCGGCAGGUCCCUGGACGCGGAGGGCUACUCCACCAGGGAUCUCAUCCCCCUGGAGAGCGACGGGCAGGGUCGGGCCGUGGACCCGGAGAGACCCCGGGUGGUGGUCGGCCACAACGUCUCGUACGACCGCGCCCACGUGCGGGAGCAGUACCGGCUGCAGCCCACGGCGACGAGGUUCCUGGACACCAUGUCGCUGCACGUGUGCGUGAGCGGGGUCACCAGCUACCAGCGGGCGAUGCUCAAGUCCAAGGAGUACAUCGGCGAUUCUGAGCUCGAGAAGUGGAGGGAGAGUGCUUCCUUGAACAGCUUGAGCGAGGUGCAUAAACUUUACUGCGGCGGAGAGGUUGACAAGAGCAGUAGGGAUGUAUUUCUGACCGGCAAGCUCUCCGACGUGAAACUGCACUUUCAAGACUUGAUGAGGUACUGCGCCGGAGACGUGACGGCAACUCACGGUGUUCUCUGCAAACUGCUCCCCCUCUUUUUGGAGAGGUUUCCUCAUCCGGUGACUCUGGCAGGUAUGCUGGAGCUUGGCACUGCGUUCCUCCCGGUCAACGCCAACUGGUUCCGCUACAUUUCCGACGCCAAUCAGACCUUCGAAGAGCUGGACGAUGAGACGAGAUUCCUCCUCACUCAACGCGCCGAUCGUGCGUGCCACUUACUGCACGACGAGAAGUACAAAGAAGACUUGUGGCUGUGGGACCAAGACUGGCAGAUUCAAGAGCUACGGCUAAAAAAAACUGCUGUUCGCUCCAAGCCACGGAAAACGUCCAAUUCGAAGGAACACGUAGACAGCGAAAAAAAUCAAUUGGAAGUGGAAGAAAAAAAGUUUGUAUCAGGAGAAACACCAACAGAUGUUAUAGAGACUGAAGAGAUGUGCCGGCUAAAAGAAGAAUUCCAGACGUUAUGGGAGACGAAAGAUAUGCUACCUAAGAAGCGGCCGCUCAUGCCGGGUUACCCGGCAUGGUAUCGUAAGCUUUGCUUACGUAUGGGUGAUGAAGACUGGGUACCCGGCCCCCAGCGCAUCAGCACAUCUAUGCAGAUCACCCCGAAGCUGUUGUCUUUGACCUGGGAGACUUACCCCCUCCAUUACAUACGGGAGUUUGGCUGGGGGUUGCUGAUUCCGUACCGCACCAGCAUCGAAGAUUCUGACGACUUAGAUUUUUUCCCACUGAAAAAACUUGUAGAGCGGUGUUCCGUCCCCAACUUGAGCGAUUUUGAAGCUGGUUCUGAUCAGAGCGUCCAGAGCAUGGUACACCUUCACAAAAGUGUCGAAGACAACAUUUCUUGGAGGAACUUCCGCCGGAAGAAGGCGUCGGCCAAUGAGACUCCGAGCUGGUACGGUGGCACCGGGGUCUGGUGCAACGCAGACGUGGCCGGUUGCUGCUGGUUCCUCAAGCUGCCGCACAAGGACGGGACUUCGCACAGGGUGGGCAACCCAUUGGCCAAAGAUUUCCUCAACAAGUUCUCGGAAAAUGUGCUGGCUGGGAAUGAUGCUGGGGCAGAGAAAGUGCUGCUGAUCAGCAGGAUGCUGUCGUACUGGAGGAACAACCGUGAAAGAAUCUGUCAGCAGCGAGUGGUGUGGUCCGAGAGGAAGGAGCUACCCAGAAAUCUGCGCUGCUCAGUCAAAAGCUUUGGGGCCAUUUUGCCUCAGGUGGUGGUGUGUGGAACUCUGACUCGUCGCGCCGUAGAACCGACGUGGAUGACUGCUUCCAACGCCCACAAAGAAAGGAUAGGUUCUGAGCUGCGGGCCAUGGUUCAAGCACCCCCGGGAUAUAACAUCGUGGGUGCAGACGUGGAUUCUCAAGAGUUGUGGAUAGCUUCUCUGAUGGGCGAUGCUCACUUCGGGAAAAUGCACGGUUGCACGCCCUUAGGGUGGAUGACGCUGAGUGGUCAAAAGUCAAACGGCACAGACAUGCACAGCAUCACGGCCAAAGCAGUGGGCAUAUCUCGCGACCAUGCAAAAGUCAUAAACUACGCUAGGAUUUAUGGUGCGGGUCAACAGUUCGCAGAAAGACUUUUAAAGCAGUUCAAUCCGGCGAUGUCUACCACGGAGGCAAGGAAUAAAGCGAGCAAGAUGUUCACCAUGACGAAAGGUCGGAAAGUCUGUCGCCUGAAGGAGCGUUACCGGCACGACCUGAACGACAAGCCGUAUUCAGUGUCGGAAGCGUUGAAGAUCGGCGGGAAACACGGGCUCGCGUUCGACGAGAUGUUCGACGGCCCGCGCUGGGCCGGUGGUUCGGAGUCGGCGAUGUUCAACUGCCUGGAGGCGUUCGCCAACCGAGACGAGCCGGUCACCCCGUUCCUCGGAGGACGGCUGAGCCGGGCCCUGGAGCCGGGGAGCGUGCCCGACGACCGCUACCUGCCGACGCGCGUCAACUGGGUGGUGCAGAGCGGCGCGGUGGACUUCCUGCACCUGAUGCUGGUCAGCAUGCGCUGGCUGCUCGGCCCGUCGGCUCGGUUCUGCCUGAGCUUCCACGACGAGGUGCGGUACCUGGUCCCGUCGGAGCUGCGCUACCAGGCGGCGCUGGCCCUGCACGUGACCAACCUGCUGACGAGGGCGUUCUGCUCCCAGCGGCUGGGCGUGGCGGACCUGCCCCGGUCCGUGGCCUUCUUCUCCUCUGUGGAGGUCGACACGGCACUGCGCAAGGAGGCCCGGGACGACUGCGUCACUCCCUCCAACCCACACGGCCUGCUCCGGGGCCACGGGGUCGGCGAGGGGGAGUCCCUGGACAUCCACGAGGCCCUGGCCAAGGCAGGGGGCAGGUUGAGCGUGCCCCGCAGACACGCCAGGAACAAGACCAAGCAUUUGAAAACACUCUGUGUCAAAUAAGUGUGUGAUUAUCCAGUAGUUCUUCUGUGUAGACUGGUCGGUUCGCACUUUCAACUGUACCGGCUUCCGAAGCAUUGUAAAUUAGUGAUAAACUGAUACGGUAGUGUAAAUUUGAUAAAACAAGGCCUAUUUUUACAUUUAACAUUUUCGCAAUACCAGAGAAUGUUAUGAAAACCUUUUUUUAACAAAAAAAAACUAUUCUGUAAGAAAAAGGAGUUUUUUUUAGUAACUUUUUGUUUACUUCGUGUUGUACAAAAUGGUUUUUUACAAAUACUUAAACUGUAUAAUUUUUUUUUUGUUUUUGCUAAGAAAGAAAAUUAUUUUUAAUGGAUUAUAGUUUCAGUUUUCUCGUUUGAUGUAAGGUUAAUUAUUUCUCAGGACUGAUGGAGGACUUGGGGCACUAAUGUAUUUGAACGUAUGUGAAUAGCCGUAAAGCUUAAGGCUUAUGUCUUGGAAGUUGCCUUAUUAAUAAUUAUUUGGUUUUAAAAGCUAUCCAGCCCUCUGUCAUGUACAAACUAAUGCAAGUUAUAUAUUCUUGACACUGCUGUGUUAAGUUUCACAACUAGCUUUGCACCAACUUCUUUAACUAGCAUUUCUCACUGUGUGGGAAGUUUUAAACGACUGUGGUUUCAGUUGGUGUACUCACGUAGCCCUAAUGGUUGUAUAUUAAGUCAACUGACAUUUGUCGUAACGGACACAUUAUUUUGUUGCCUUUAAUUUGGUUAACGGACGCCCAACAUGCGCGUGGCAAAAAUAAUGACAGCCAACUCACCUCUUCCUCUGGCCUGUGUGUUCCGUUAUGACUAGGGAAUCUGUGAAUGUCCUUAAGAGGCCACUCCAGUGUUUCAGGGGCACUACGCAACCCGCGUUAAACUCAUAAGAUUCAAUGCUAUUUUCAUUUUGCUUAUAACUAAUUAACUAAUAUAGAUUUCAAAAUGAUGCUUGCUUGAUAUGUAAGCCAACGAUGCUCUUAUCAAAGCCCCUUUCUUCAAAAACGUGCAUAAAUUAUGGUUCAAACCUAGACAAUACCCUUAUUCAUAUUAGUGAAGAUUAGUAUAAAACCAUAAUUUAUGCACGUUUUUGAAGAAAGGGGCUUUGAUAAGAGCAUCGUUGGCUUACAUAUCAAGCAAGCAUCAUUUUGAAAUCUAUAUUAGUUAAUUAGUUAUAAGCAAAAUGAAAAUAGCAUUGAAUCUUAUGAGUUUAACGCGGGUUGCGUAGUUCCCCUGAAACACUGGAGUGGCCUCUUAACCGACUUGCCGAAUGGUGACGUACUCGAACCUUUUGAUUGCAAAUAGUUUUUGUAGCCGGCCAUUAGUUCUUCGUGUUACAGGCACUGUGCAUUCGCUGAGUGUACCCGAAAUGAAUACUGGUCAAGUUCUUAUAGUCCGUUGCGUUCAGUGAAAUCUGUUAUAAACAUUUUAAAUUCUACAUAGCUGUGUGGUUAAAAAAAAAUAAUUAUAAAUCAGCUUCAAGUUACAGGAAAAAGAAAGGUUUUAUUGUGAGUUUUCCCCCCCCUCCAUUGUCUCUUUGCCAUUCCAUCAGAGGGUUGUGACGAGAAACAGCCACUUGUCACGUGCGCUCUCCCACGUUGUCUUUCUUUUUCUCACCCCUGCUCUUGACAAGCUCACAGGACUAAUCUGUUUGAAACAUUCGUGCUGGCUUUAUCCCAAGCUCUUAAUUUUUUUGAUUAUUUGGCUGUUGUGCGAUGCACCGCCCCGUCACGUCGCCCGGUUUGCCGAGAGCCAGCUGUAAAGUUUUUACAUCACGUUUUCACGAGUUUUGAAAUGUUUAGGAACGUAACCUGGAAUAUUAACAUUGUUCGUUAUGGGGAAACUUGAAUUAAUUAAACGGGAGUGUUCACCGAAAUCCGACCCGUCCGUUAAUCAAGUACUUUCUGUAUUUUUAGAACUCUAUUCUAAGGUAAUGCAUGAUCAUGCUCUAAACUGACUGAAGAUCAAGGAAAUAAAAAAAGAGUAGAGGAACGCAGUAAGAUAAUGUUCUGUUUAUCCAAAAAUAUAACCUCGAAGGCAACAUAAUUACAAACAUGUUUAAAGCUUUAUACUUAAGAAAUGCUCAUUGGGUGCUUACUAGGAAAAGUUUGUAGGUUUAUUUUUUUUUAAUCUGGCUUUUAUCAUAUUCAGUCAUAUUUGGGGUAAAGAAAUGUAUUUAUGUAUCAAGAAGAAUUCUAAGGGCCUGUAUUACCACCUCCGGAUAAAGCUCUGAAUAAAAUUUAUUCCUUGAAUAGCGUCCACGAACGUAUUACGACCUUUAAAUAGUGAUAUUCGGGUGCCUAUUCGCUGAAUGAACUAUUCGGUGGUCGGACGAGCCAAUAAGCCCUUAUUCAGCGAAUAAGCACUUCGAAGGCAUCGGGCCGAUCAGCUGUGCUACUGAAAUCAAAUACGGCUGGAAGGAGACAGAUGAUUGUUCAUAGUGAUUCUGAUGAUGAGUUUUUGGAGAUUUUGCUUGCUAGAACAAGAAUGGCGAAAACAAUUAGAUACCGUCCAGAUAACUAUGAAGAGUGGAGCGACGAUGAAUUUGUUAUGCCCUUCAGAAUCUCCAGACAUUCAGCACUUCGGUUGCUUGAAGAAAUUAAUGGCAAUAUUGUGUUUAAUACCAAUAGGUAAACUAUGCAUUAGUUUAUUUACCUUUAAUUUUCUUUGUCAUAAAAUUUACAGAUCAAACCUAACCAAAAUUUUCCUUAUUGUUUAGCGUGUUCAAUGAUUUUUUUUUUUGUUGUGGGUGCAGGGGGGGGGGGGGGAGUGUUUAUUUUUUGGCCAUUUGUUAAGGCCGUGUCGCAAUUCAAGAGUGUAUGCACUCUCACUGGCCACGCCCCCUCUCAGGAUUGUAUACUCUCAGUUGGGACUGGAGAAAAUACCCUCUGUGACGUCAAGAGUGGGCGAGAGAGUACUCUUUGGGCGACUUGUGACACGGCCUCAUACUUCAUUCGAAAACAAUCCUUUAGGGUUAAAAUAUUGCCCUAAUCCGAACUGCAAAUCUGUGAUGCAAAACAAAUUUAGGACAAGGAUUGUUUGUCUAUUUGAAACUGUAAUGUAAAUGUAAAAAAAGGUUACUUAAAAAUACGUUAAGCAAUGUUUUAUGUUGCCUGGCAGGUUAAGAAAAAAUACGUGAUUUGGAACAAAAAAAUAAAAUAUUUUCAUUUUUGCAUGUGUUGUAUUUAAAGUACUACCCUAUUUUCUUUUAUUGGAACUGUGCUCUGACAGCAAGGAAUCAGCUUUUACUAGCUUUGCGAUAUGCAAUAUGUAUAGAAUAAUAUAGUGAAGAUAAUAGCAGAAAAGUAGAGAAACCAAAAGAUCGUCGGAAUAACCAAAACUGGCAACACUACAACAUUAUUUUUCACUAUCUUAGCAGGGCUUUUAAUACCAACACUUAAAAAAAUACACUAGAGGUGUCGAAAUCAUCAGAUAAAUUGCGAAUAGCUAUUUGGUCACUAUUCGGGGAUUGUAAUACACGAGGACAAAGAUAUUCAGCGAAUAGCUUAUUCAGUGUAUAGCUAUUCACGGCUUUUAUCCAGAGUUGGUAAUACAGGCCCUAAAAGUUUUGAGCAUAUUCCUUUUCAAAUAUGCUUUGAACUGUCUUUUUCUGGUGACAGAAACUGUUCUCUAUGCAUUCGCUAUUACAAGACUAGACUUCUCAAUUUGUUUUUUUUUUAAUACCUUAUAAUUAAAAGAUUUAACACAUACACAGAAUUCAUAGAAGCAUUUUAAAGUAGAAAAAAAGAAAAUCAUAGUAUAAAAACAAUCUUAAGUUUUUAUUAACUAAUUAUUUGGGGCACAGAGAAAAUAAAUAAUUAAAUUUCAUCAAGCACCGAUAAAGUAUUUUCUACUACUUGGCAGAACUCUUACUUAGAGCACACUAAAUACUUCCCUCUUGAUUCGGCCAAUUGGUUUAAAAUCAGUGUUGUUAACAGUACUCGGAAAAAGUAAUUGGGCUCAAUUACAAUUACUGUGCUGAUAAUGUAACUAAUUACAAGUAAAAAUUUCUUUACAUAGAAGUAAUCAGUAAAAUUACAAUUACAAUUACUUUCCGCUACCAUUUUAAA
Molecule: messenger RNA, 7997 nt
Organism: Bacillus rossius redtenbacheri
Lineage: Eukaryota; Metazoa; Arthropoda; Insecta; Phasmatodea; Bacillidae
Gene: tam
Product: DNA polymerase subunit gamma-1, mitochondrial
Exons: 2
Coding region: 215-3937 (1240 amino acids)
Biological process (GO): mitochondrial DNA replication
Cellular component (GO): gamma DNA polymerase complex; mitochondrion
Molecular function (GO): DNA binding; DNA-directed DNA polymerase activity; 3'-5' exonuclease activity
Source: RefSeq, a predicted model, not a curated record